AUGAAUGCAUUAUUAAAAUUGUCAAAACUUAAACAAGUAAAGCAAAUGGCUUUGAGUAAAACAGUUGGAAUUCAGCCAAAAAGAGCCUUUGGUCUACGAAAUGAUGUUGCUGGGAAUGUACACUUCACACUUGGUGAUGAUUUGAUUUAUCCAGCUGCUGGCGUGCUAAUCAUUCAGAAUUAUUUGACAAACAAACAAAAAUAUUUGAGAUUGCCUGAGAAUGUUGAUCCAAAAAUUAUUGUCAUCAGUCCAAAUCGGAAAUUGGUAGCUGUCGCUGAAGUUAAUACCAUAAGUGGCAAAACAGCCAUCAAUGUCUAUGAGCUAGGAGAGAUGAAACGAGUCAAGUCACUCCAACUAGCACCAGAAUGUCCCGUUCAAGAAGUUGCAAAUAUGUGCUUUACGUGCGACUCAAAAGGCAUGGCUGUAUUAUCCAAAGAACCUGACGCAUUCAUCACAAUUUACACGUUUGAUAAAACAGACUCAAUGGUAACAGGACGAGCAUCAAAUGCAAAUUAUUCUGGUCGAGCAACACUUUUGCACUGUAAUCCAGGUGAUGCUUCCAUAGUAACGGUUGGUGGUGAAAAUAUGAUGAAAAUUAUGAAUAAAACUGAAAAGGGAUUUGGUCAAAUGGGAACAGUAAAAGGAGAGAAUAUUAAUGUCACAGCAUUAACUUGGCUCACAGCCGAAAUGAUCAUAGCCGGUUCUGCUGAAAUGGAUUUAUAUUUUGUGGAAGGAGGGGAAUUGAAAGCAAAAUACAGCACGCGAGAAUUAACCAUAAUUGAUUUAACGCAGGCAGACAACGACGAAGUAAGUGUAAAAUCAGAAUUGAGUGCGGUUGCACAGUUGCUUGCGAGAAAGACAUACCCAAUAAAGUGCCUGACAACAUUUCGGACUGGCUUUGCUUUUGCGACAAACAACAUGGCACACGUAUUUCAAAGAAUAACGCCCUACAAAUUUGUCAAGAAGACUUUACUGACAAUUCCAGUCACAUUAUUUGAUGAGUCACUGUAUGUGAUUAAGGAUAUUGCGGUGAAUGAACAAGAAGACACGAUUGUGGCUACAACUCAGCAUAGUCAAAUAUUUAUUGGAAAAUUGUUUGCACCUGAGACAAUUCAUGUGACACAAGUUGAGUUCAAGUUUCUUGGCGAACCUUUACACACCGACUCAAUUAUUGACUUAUCAGUUUGUUCAUGGAAGUCAAUUGCAAUGACUGCAUCUAAAGAUUACACUGUGAGAAUAUGGAAUUAUGAUACAAUGAAGGUUGAAUUACUGAAGAAAUUUCUGAUUGAUAUUCGAGUUAUUGCUCUUCAUCCCUCUGGCAUGUUAGCUGCAAUUGGAUUUAUCGACGUUUUACGACUCUUUCAAAUUCAAUUGAAGGACUUGAAGCUUGCAAAGUCAUUCAAUUAUUCCAUGUGCUCUGUUCUUAGAUUCUCUCAUCGUGGACAUUUUCUUGCAAUUGGAUGUGAAAAACUCAUUACAAUAAUUUCAGUCUUUACAUUUGAAACUGUCAUGACUCUAAAAGGACAUAAUCAAGUUUUAAGUCUUGAGUGGUCAACUGAUGAUAGAUAUUUGGUUUCAUCUGGAAAAGAGGGUUCAGUUUAUGAAUGGGAUACAGUAACAGGCGAACGAGUCAAUGAACUCGUUCAAAAAGGAACUUUAUAUAAAGCAAUUGCUGUUGCAUCCGAUCAGAGCUUUAUUGUGGGUGUUACACAGUCUGCAUAUUUGCGUGAAAUAAGCAAGUCACAAAUGACACGAGAAUUUCGUUCAACUGAUGAAUCUCCACUUACAACUCUCGCCUUUUCAAGAUCCGAUCAAGUAAUGUAUACCGCAAAUGAGCGUGGAUGUUUAUUUAAUAUUAAAAUGCCAUUUAUGGAGUCAGGUGGAGGUACAUUUACCAAUAAUCGAUUUUAUCAUAAAGCAAUCAAUCGCUUAUGCAUCACUCAUAAUGACAAAAUGCUAAUAAGUGCUGGCGAUGAUGGUACUUUAGUGUUUUGGACACUUACAAAUGUCGAGAGUCGUGCUGCUGAAGUUGACCCAGAUUUAGGGCGUGUUGAAGAUGUUUUAAUUCCACGAUCAGAACUCGUCGCUAAAGAAGAACAAAUAAAUCUAUUAAGAUUGAGAAUUGAUGAGCAAAUCGCUGAAUUUAGGUAUCAAGAGCAACAAGGCGAAACUGCUCAUUUUGAACUGAUGAGGGAUGUCCAUGAAAAAUAUUGUUCAGCACUUGAUGACUUGAAGAAACAAAAUGAUACAUUGAAGGCUAUUCAUAUCGAUCAAUUAAAUGAAUUAACGACUACAAUUAAGAAUGCAAACGAGAAGCAUCAAAGAGAACUUGAGGAAUUGGAAGCAAGUUUCAAUGAUAAAAUAAUUGUGGAAUAUGAGAAGCAAAAAUCAUUACAAGCAAGGAUUGAACAUAUCAUUGAAGAAUAUGAGGACAAAUUGAGGAAGUCUGUAGCUUGUACACAAGAUUCUAUUGAGAAAUUGGAGAAAAACUUCAGAAAACAACUUGAUGAAUGUCAAGAGAACAUUGAACGUUUAUUAAAGGAAAUGAAGGACAAAGAGAAGGAGUUUGAAGAGUAUUGUCGUCAAGUAGAGAUAGAUCAUGAUCGCAACAUGGUCGAAUCUCAAUUGAGUUACGAAAAGCGUUUGAAGGAUAGCGACGAAGUAAUUGGUCGUUGGCGAGGCGACGCUGGCGUAUUGAAGAAGAAAAAUUCAACAAUCAGUAAAGAAUGUGAUGAACAACGUAAGGAAAUAGAACUGCUUAAUUCACAACAAGAGAGAUUUCAAGAAAUGAUUAAGCAUAAUGAGAAGGAAAUUGAUGAUUUGAAAAGAGAUCUUCAUAAUCGUGAUACAGUCAUUAAAGGCAAAGAUAAAAUGCUUAGUGAUUUAAAUAGACGCACGCAAGAGCUCGAGAAAUUUAAGCAAGCAUUAUCGCAUAAAAUGAAUGAAUUAAAAAUGGAAAUUGAGCCACGCGAGGCAGAGAUUCGUGAAAAAAAGGAACGAAUUUUCGAAAUGGAACGAGAAUUAAAGACACUCCAACAAACACACUUACAUGCUGGUUUGAAGCUAUCGGAAUUGAAAGAUAAAUAUUAUGGAGCCGAAAAGGAGCUAACAAUUGAACGUGUAAGAGCAAAGAAUGCUAGGAAGCACUUAAUGAGAGUCUGUGCUGAUAUUUAUGAAGUGUCAAGCUACAUCCAACAUCCAAAUAAAUUGAAAGAAGAGGUUCUGAAAUUAUUCCAUCGAUAUUCAAACAAUAGUGAGCUUCAAAAAUCACUUACUCUCGAUUUGGAUGUCCAAAGUGAAUUCUAUCGACAGAGGGAUUACUUUGAGAAAAUCAUAGUCAAUUCACAAGCUAAACGAUCGAAAAAGAAGACAGAAUUCGAUAGUGUUAAAUUGCUUAAAGAGAAUGUGUCAUUAAUCACUGAGCUUAAUCGAUUACGACAAGAGCAUCGUGAAGUACAGAGAGAAAAUGUAGAAAUGCAAUCUGUCCUUGGAAUAUCGCCACGUUUAAUGUUGCCGAGUAUUGCAAAGAAGAAGCUCGAAAAAGCUGUUUUGGACAAGGAGCAAAUUGAGAAAAUGUUUAAAAAUAAAAUUGAAAAGUUGGAAGAGGAAGUAAAGAUUCUUAUUGACGAGAAUCAAAAUUUAAGACUUCAAAUUGCAAAAUGAGUGAAAUAAAAUAGACUUUUGUACGCACAAAUAAGCUUUUGAUUUUCCAGAGAGAGUUUUUAACGAAG
Molecule: messenger RNA, 3731 nt
Organism: Chironomus riparius
Lineage: Eukaryota; Metazoa; Arthropoda; Insecta; Diptera; Chironomidae
Source: the annotation of a GenBank genome assembly